Molecule: messenger RNA, 2004 nt
Organism: Apis florea (little honeybee)
Lineage: Eukaryota; Metazoa; Arthropoda; Insecta; Hymenoptera; Apidae
Gene: puf
Product: ubiquitinyl hydrolase 1 puf
Biological process (GO): protein deubiquitination
Cellular component (GO): cytosol; nucleus
Molecular function (GO): cysteine-type deubiquitinase activity
Source: RefSeq, a predicted model, not a curated record
UUAUUGGCUUUUAUAUUAUAAAUUGGUAUAUUUAAUCAAUUUUUUACAGUAUUCUGAUUGAAUCAGAUGAUGAUCGACUUUAUGUUGUAUAUAAUGGAGGAUUAAGUAUGGCUCUGGAAGCAUUUCAUAUGUUGCAUAUCAUGUAUCAUGAAGCCACAGCAUGUCAUGUUGCUGGUGACUUAGCUGAACUUAUAGCCAUUAUUGUGGAACUUGUACGAUGCAUCAGAACUGCUAGAGAUGGACCUGAUGCAAGAAAUAUAUUAGCAAAUUGUAAAGAAUGGCCAGAUAUUCUACGAAAAUUAGCAACAUUGUUAAAUACAUACAAUCCUCCAGAUAUGAGAAAUCUUGCUAUAGAUCUUUUGAAAGAACUUGUAAUGCUUGUUCCUGCUGAAGCAAUCUCAAUUUUAGCACCAUUGCUAUCACACUGCCAUGCAGCUCUUCAAGAAUCUCAUGCUGCUGUUCCACCUGGUCCUUAUCUUCCAAGAAGAUCUACUCCUCCAGGAAAAAUGCCUACUCGACCUGCUAGACCAAUGGUUCAAAUGGCAGUACCACAUUCUCAAUUAGAAGCAUCAAAAGGAGUAGAUCCAGAAUAUGAUAAUGCUUUACUUGAAUUUUAUUUACCAUAUCAUGAACUCAUUGAUGUAAUGUGCAGAUUAGCAAUUAAUAACGAUUGUAUGACAGAUACACUAGUUAAUCUGAGUGCUAUGUUAGGGUUUGAAGGUGUUCCGUUACACUUAGCCUUAUUUCCUAGAUUAUGGUUAGAUGUUCAUGCUGCUACACAUAUAGACAGAAAACAUAUUGCAUCUCUUCUUUGUUCUUCCUAUACAGUGGAUUAUGUAGAUGCUGUGUUAUUAGAUGAAAGAUCGUCGUUAGGGAUACCGGCAAUUCAUGCUUUUCUCAAGACCUUCUUUCCAAAACUUGCUAACCAUGUAUUGACUGAACAAACUUGCUUACUUAUUGACAAUUUAGUUAGUUCUAUGGUGGCAAUGGUGGAAGCAGUAGAUAUUCAAGCUUCUGCGCAUAGAUUAACGGGAGAUUUAAGAGCCUUAGCUCUUGUUUACAAUAGCAGUACAAGACUGAAGCCACCAAGUAGUUUGUUACCAGCUUUAGAAACGUUAUUGUCUCGAACCAGAGCUAUUAAAGUAAAAGAGUCUAAUCAACAGGAAGUAGAAGCUCCUACGAAAAAACGUAAAUUUAUGGUGAAUGAAAAUAAUGAAACUAAUGAUAAAGAAUUACAUUUACCAAUUAAAGAAUUUAAUGAGCAAAAAAACGUUUCUAACAUAAACAUCGAAGAAAAAGACAAAAUAGAAGUAAAUGAUAUGACUUCUUCUGAUUCUGGAGAUGAUAAAACCAUAUCAAGAAACAAUAUUCAAGCAGAAAAUAUUUCUACAAACAUCAGUACAAUAUCUCCGAGUUUAAUUGAUACUGUGACAACCAAUAAUUGUACGAAUCAAUUGCGAUGUUCGUUGACUAAUGUUUCUUGGUUUGAAAUGUUGGAAAAGACGAUUCUUGAUUUGCAAACAAUUGUGCAAUUGCAAGCAAAAAAUAACUAAUUCUCUACAUGUUUUGAAUGGUGCUUUUAUUAUAGAAGCAUAUAAUACAGGACUAAGUUUACAUAUAAAUGUGUGAUUCUUUAAAAUAACAAGACGAAAAUUCAAGAUCUAAAUGGACAAAUUUUAGUGCUCUUAUGUUAUUAAAAAAUGAUACAUAUAUUACUAUAUAUGUAUCAAAUGCGAUUUAUUUUCCAAAUGUAGGUAAAUAAGAUAUUUGUUGCCUAUUUAAGUUAUAUUCAAAAAGGAAAGAAAAAAAAAUCAUCAAUUUGAAGUGAACAAUUUUCAUUUUAUAUAAUAAAUGUUCGUUAGUGUUGUGAGAUUAUUUAUCUCCUCAUAAUAUUCAUGUACACUUAUACACAAUAUAAAACUACCCAGUAUUUAAUAAUAGAAGUUGUGAAAAAGUUUGUGAAUAAUUUAAGAAACAUAAUUAAAACUUUUGUUAAAAUUAUAA